Entrophospora candida is the source of this 661-nucleotide messenger RNA. The record is from the annotation of a GenBank genome assembly. Lineage: Eukaryota; Fungi; Glomeromycota; Glomeromycetes; Entrophosporales; Entrophosporaceae.
AUGACAGAUAGUCAUCAUAAUCUUCAGGGAGAAGCCAACAAUCCUGAAGAUGUAACUAAUAAAGAGAAAAAAGGGGUCCAUACUAUUACUAAACCCAAAAGAAAAUGUUUAGAAUGUGGUAAUCCUAACAUCAAGUACAAGUUUUGUAUGAUUUGUGAAAAGCAAUAUUUUAUACGAAAUUUCAGCCAAUGGACAAGUAAUCAUGUCGAAAUAGAUAAAUUUAUAAAAUAUACACAAACUAAUGCAGUAGCUCAAGUAGAAUUCUUUGAAUGGAUAAAGUGGAACGAAUUUGACCUUAUCGAGUAUGAAAACUCGGGAUUAUAUAGCACAGUUUAUUCGGCGUAUUGGAUUGACGGACCCAUUUUAUUGUGGGAGAAAACCAUGGACUGUUACAUAAGAAAUGGACCGAUCAAGAUAAGCAAAGAAGCGCCUAAAAGUUAUAACGAUCUUAUGCAACAAUGUUGGGAUCACGAUCCUUCAAAAAGACCAACAGCUUCGAAAUUAUAUGAAACAAUUGGAUCAUGGUUUACAAAGAUUUGUAAUGAUCCAACCCCUACCGAAAUUUCUAUUGAAUUUGAUAAAGCAGAAGGAAUAAAAUUUUCCAAACUCGAAAAAUAUGCAUUCCAAAAACAAAAAAUUCAUAACGAAGCGAUUUACACAA